Molecule: messenger RNA, 942 nt
Organism: Brenthis ino (lesser marbled fritillary)
Lineage: Eukaryota; Metazoa; Arthropoda; Insecta; Lepidoptera; Nymphalidae
Source: the annotation of a GenBank genome assembly
AUGGCUGAAGAUAAAGUCAACGGACAUUAUAAAGAAGAUUUGCCCCAUGGUUUUACGGUGGAAGAAAUUGAAAUACCUGUUCCAUGGGGUCAUGUUGCUGGCCGCUGGUGGGGGCCUCGAAAUAAGCAGCCGUUGAUCGCAAUACAUGGUUGGCAAGACAAUGCUGGAACUUGGGAUAACCUAAUACCACUUCUAUCCGCAAAUAUGUCAGUCCUUUGCAUCGAUCUGCCAGGCCACGGGCUUUCCUCGCAUUAUCCUACUGGCAUGCUAUACUACAUAUUUUGGGAUGGUGUUGUUCUAUUGCGCAGAAUAGUUAAACACUUUAAAUGGGAAAAAAUUAGCCUGAUGGGGCAUUCUUUAGGUGGUGCCUUAAGUUUUAUGUACGCUGCAUCCUUUCCAGAUGAAGUAGAUAGAAUAAUUUGCAUAGAUAUAGCAAGUCCAGCAGUACGACCUCCUGCACAUAUGGUUCAAAACACAGCCGGUAUGAUCGAAAAGAAUUUAGAAUACGAAAAUUUGCCGGAAGACAAAAUACCAUGUUAUGACUACAAGGAGAUGAUAGAUAUUGUAUGCUUUGCAUACAAAGGAUCAGUGUCCAGAGAAAACUGUGAAGUUUUAAUGAAGAGGGGCAUGGCUCCAACUCCUGCGCAUAUGAAGAAAAAAGGUUAUUACUUCAAAAGAGAUCCAAGAUUAAAAGUGGCCGGUCUGGGCAUGAUGUCCAUCGAAACGGCUUUAGAAUAUGCCGGCAAUGUCAAAUGCAAAGUUUUAAACAUUAGGGCAAUUCCAGGCCAGAAAUGGGAAAGGAUAGAUUAUUAUUUGGAAGUAAUAAAAAAAUUAAAGAAAACUGCAGAUGUAAGUUACGUAGAAGUGGAAGGUACACAUCACGUACAUUUGAACGCGCCUCAGAAUAUAGUCACUUAUAUAGAGGACUUUUUAGAAUUAUAU